This is a messenger RNA of Alosa sapidissima (American shad), 5731 nucleotides long. It is a transcript of the gene sec63, whose product is annotated as SEC63 homolog, protein translocation regulator. The record is from RefSeq and is a predicted model, not a curated record. Gene Ontology annotation, molecular function: RNA binding; transmembrane protein transporter activity. Gene Ontology annotation, biological process: SRP-dependent cotranslational protein targeting to membrane; post-translational protein targeting to endoplasmic reticulum membrane. The coding region runs from base 142 to 2412 and encodes 756 amino acids. Gene Ontology annotation, cellular component: Sec62/Sec63 complex. NCBI's taxonomy places the organism in Eukaryota, Metazoa, Chordata, Actinopteri, Clupeiformes, Clupeidae. The transcript has 20 exons.
CGAACACGUAUGCUACAGAGCCGCAUUUUUCCUUCGUAGCUUCAUUAGCCAGUUAGCAAGCCAACUGGACUAGUAGCUAUUUGGGACUUGUAGGAAGCACACAGCGGUGGCGGAGAAAGGGGACCUCAGCGCCGCUUCGAAAUGGCCGGACAACAGUUCCAGUACGACGACAGCGGCAACACAUUCUUCUACUUCCUAACGUCCUUCGUUGGACUUAUUGUUAUCCCAGCCACAUACUACCUCUGGCCGCGGGACCAGAAUGCGGAACAACUGCGGUUGAAAUCUUUGAGGCGGGUACAUGGACGAUGCCUUUGGUACCGCCUCCGGGUGAUGAAGUCACAGCAGAGCAUCAUCCCUACACUAAAAAAAGUGGUGUUGCUGCUGGGCUGGGCCGUCUUCCUCUUACUGGCAUAUAAAGUAUCUAAUCUAGAGCGGGAGUACCAGGAGUACAACCCCUUUGAGGUCCUGAAGCUGGACCCGAGUGCGACCAUGCCGGAGAUUAAGAAGCAGUACAGGGUGUUGUCUCUGAAACAUCACCCUGACAAAGGAGGAGAUGCAACCACAUUCAUGAUGAUCUCCAAAGCCUACGCGGCUUUAACUAAUGAUGAGGCGCGACGAAAUUGGAUAGAAUACGGGAACCCAGACGGCCCAAAAGCGUACUCCUUUGGUAUUGCUUUACCUGCCUGGAUUGUCGAUCAGAAGAACUCCAUGCUGGUGCUGCUUGUGUAUGGGCUGGCCUUCAUGGUGAUUCUGCCUGUUGUUGUGGGGACGUGGUGGUAUCGGUCCAUCCGUUACAGUGGAGAUCAGAUCCUUAUCAACACCACACAGCUUUUUAUGCACUUCAUGUACAAAACACCCAAUAUGAACAUGAAACGGUUAGAGAUGGUUCUCACCGCAGCGUUUGAGUUUGACCCUCGCAGCAACAAAGAAGCAGUCAGCAGACCCACAGACAAUAUUGAAGUCCCACAGAUGAUCCGCGAGCUGGGGAGUGUGAUAAACGUGAAGAAGAAGGAGCCUCCGUUCUGCUACCCGUACAGCCUGAAGGCCCGUGUGCUCAUGCUGGCCCAGCUGGCUCGCAUGGAGGUGUCCGAGGACAUUGAGGAAGACCAACGGUUUGUGGUGAGGAAGUGUCCUGCCCUGCUACAGGAGAUGAUCAACGUGGGCUGCCAGCUAACCAUGAUGGCCAACAGCAGAGGAGGUGUGCAUGCUCCUCGGCUGGUGUCCAUAGAGAACUGUAUGAAGCUGUCCCAGAUGGUCGUUCAGGGCUUACAAGAGGCCAAGUCCCCGCUGCUGCAGCUGCCUCACUUUGAGGAAGAGCACCUACGCUACUGCAUAUCCAAGAAGUAUAAGGUGCGCAGCCUGCAGGAUCUGGUCAGUAUGAAGGACUCUGAGCGCAGGAAUAUGCUCCGUUUCCUGGGCGAGGAGAAAUAUGACGAGGUCCUGUCUGUCCUGGGCAGCUUUCCUCACGUUACCAUGGAAACCAAACUCCAGGUUCUGGAUGAUGAGGACAGCAGUAACAUCACAGCAGGUUCCAUCGUUACGGUCACCGUAACCUUGACGAGGAAAAAGAUGUCGGAGGUGUUUGAGAAGGAGCAGUCCACACCGCAGAUGGCAUCAGAAGAGGCAUCUCAAGAGGAUGCAGGCGACGCCAGCAAAAACAAAAGUGUCAAAGUCUGGCAGAACAAGAACAAAAGCACAAAGAAAGCAGCCAAAUCCAAAAAGAGGAAGCCGGCACCCAAGAAGAAGCCUGCACCCCCUCACCAAGCUAAGGGGGACAAGCCCAAACAGGCCAAUGGGAACGUAGCAGGAAAUGAGGUGGCACUUGCGAAGGAGGAGGAGGAGGCGGGCUCAGACAAGGGGAGCGAAUCAGAUGAGGGCGAGGGCAACAAGGACUCAGGCAGCGAGAGGGAAGACGAGAGCGACAAGCAGAGCGACACUGAGGCUGACGAGAUCGCUGGCGAUGACGAAGAGGAGUGGGAGGCUCUGCAGCAGAGCAUCCAGAGGCGGGAGAGGGCCCUGCUGGAGACCAAGUCCAAGGUGACGCACCCGGUCUACAGCCUGUUCUUCCCCGAGGAGAAGCAGGAGUGGUGGUGGCUCUACAUCGCCGACCGCCGAGACCAAACACUCGUCUCCAUGCCCUACCACGUCUGCACCCUCAAAGACACAGAGGAGGUUGAGAUGAAGUUUCCGGCACCUUCUAAAACGGGAAAUUAUCAGUACUCCGUCAUUCUGAGAUCUGACUCCUACAUGGGCUUAGACCAGAUCAAACCACUCAAGUUGGAAGUUCACGAGGCAAAGGCCAUGGUGGACAACCACCCUCAGUGGGACAUCCCGGACACGGAGGAGGAGGAGGAGCCGGACGACAGCGACGGCAUCGAGGAGAGUGAAGAGGAGGAGGAGGACAAUGACUAAACAUACACACACACACGUGCGCACGCACACACACCCACACGCCCGCACACACAUCGAGGAGAAUGAAGAGGAGGACAAUGACUAAACAUACACACACUCACACACACGCCCACAUACAGACACACGCAAAGAUGUGUUCAGAGACGCAUGUCUUUGGAAGCGUACAGAACUAAUCCUGCCAUUAGUCACACACGUACACGCACACACACACAUAUACAUAUAUACACAUCAGACACACAUUGUGCGUCAAGGAUACAGACUGCUUUUGUAUAUUCACACAUUGGCUGACGCGCUCCAACCCAACUUACACACACACACGCACACAGAACCAAUACAAAAUGAACUCAAAAGCUCCCAUCAUGCUCUUCUGAAAGCCUGGAGUGUUCAUUCCUUCCUUCACAUCACAAAUCACCCCCAUCUCAGAUGCUCCCACCAUAACCCCAUCCCCCCCCCCCCCCCCCCCCCCCCCGCCCCAACACCAUCACUAUGGAGCCUCGGACACCACACACACACACACAUGCACACAACAUCUAAAAAACUAUUUGACCAAGGAACUGGACUUGUUUUGAUAAGAUACACAGCAAUGACCUCACAGCUAGACACUAACACACACACACACACUGACAGACAUGUCUCCAAUAAACACCUCAUCAGUAGCCCAGCUGGAGUCUCCGUUUGAGCCUUUGGGUGCAUAAACGAUGGCCAUUUCUGACCUUAAUUAGAGCUUUUCUCGUUCAAUCUAGUUCUGUGUGUGUGUGUGUGUGUGUGCGCUGGUGAAAGUUGUUUGGGGAAUAUGUUUGCUUGUAGAGCAUUUUCUCACUCACUUUUUCUCUCUCUCUUCUGUGUGUGUGUGGGGAGGGGGGAGGUUAAGAAUGCUGAGGCAAGCUCUGAGGGGACGUGGGUCGUUUGUGUGUUUGUGUGUGUGUGUGUGCGUGUGUGCGUGUGUGCUUCUGCAGACAUCUUUGUGCUUUUUAGUUGGUAAUGACCACCUAAUGACUGCAGUGGUUUAUAGUUAUGGUCAUUCAGAGUAGAUGGAUUCUCAUAAAUGAGUCCCUCUACGUGUGUGUGUGUGUUAGGGGGAUUAUAAAAGGCUCUCACUCUGCACAAAGCAUACUGUACGUAAGCUUUGUAUGUCGCAGACUUUGUCAACAUGGCCCUUACACAACUCUUUGUUUGUCUGUCAACACAACUCUUUGUUUGUCUGUCAACACAACUCUUUGUUUGUUUGUCAACACAACCCUUACACAACUUUGUUUGCUGUCCCACCACUUCACACAGUAGACCGCAUGGCUGGUCAGCGAAACCUUUGGAGCCCAGUCUGUAGUCCAUCAGGAUAAGUCCAAGGUGGACGGUCUGGCUGAGCAGUGGAGCUGAACUGUAGUGUAGAGUGGUUGGGAUGUAUCCGCUAAGCGCUUCUUCUCUUGGGGAAGCAGUGUGGUGUUAGCCAAAAGCCUGAUGAUGAUCAGUGAAUGUAGAGCGAAGCAGAGAGACGCUGGUGUCAGAGAUUUUCAUGACUUUUUUUGUUUCUUGUCGUUUUAGUCGUUUUUGUCUUUCAUCCGUGUUCUCUUUUCAUUUUGUUUCUCUUUCCAUUCAAUCUCUCGUUCACAUUCCAUAUCUUGUCCUCUUUCCCCCAAGCCUGAGGCCUUACUCUUCGUGUGUGUCGUGUGUAGCUGGGGAGCACAAUAUGGGAGUUUAUUUCCGUUAUCUCCAUCACUCACUCUGUCAGUUGUGUAGGGGUAUGUGUGUGUGGGUGUGUGUAUCUGAGCAAGAUCUUUGCCGUACCACACUUGUAGUAGUCAGUUGUUACAUUUGCACUGACCUGUCUAUUGCGAAUAAAAAUUGUCCCUAUAAACACUAUGAUUAGAACAAACUUAGAACUUUAACAUCUCAUCCACAGCUUAGGCAAUUAUGAUGGCUUCUACUAAGAUCUAAAACCAAGGUCCCAUAUGAGCAUCUGCACCAAAUAGAAUGAAAUUCUGCAUGUCACAUAACCUGGCUAUUCCGAUCAUGCCAUUCAAGCAGUUGGUCGGAGGUUUUUAGUCUAAAUUAUGUAAAUUUGACUGAGCAUAAAUUGUGCAUGUCACUUUGGACAAAAGUGACUGCCAAUUACCAUAGCCUUAAACAAGGCUAUUGUUGUUUGGCUUGCACUGUAUUGGAAAAACCUAGAGGUGUGUCUCUGUGUGUGUGUGUGUGUUUACACCAUGUAGGUAUUAUUAUACAGAACUGCAGAGUGAGGAAGAAGCACCUUCAUUUCUUCCCCAUGGAUGAUAGACUAGCUAAUUCAGCCCCAAAUGUGCUCACCUCUGCCCACUGGGUGUCUGAACCUUGACCCCUGGUGUUUACUUUCCAUGUACGUUUCCCCCAAUCUCUGACCUGACUGACCUGCAUAUCUCUUUCUUUGAUUGGUCCUAAUAGUUCCGUUUCAAGAGAGCCCUGUAGAGUGGAAAGGAAGACGUGUGCAGAGCCAAUAGGAAGCAGAGUUCCUCUCAUCAUGAUUUGACUGAGAAGUGAAUUUUCUUCUCCCAAUCCAAAUGAACCAAUCAUCUUUGUCCAAUUUUCUCUCAAGGUGGAGGCUGUACACUUCCAGAUUUUAGCCUGACCAUUUUUUUUCUCUUAAAUUCCUUCAUCUCCACAGGAGUUAUAAAAGUGGCCCUUUUUAAUGCCACUUGCACUCACCAUGUCAUGAGAAUCUUGAUCCAAUACACACACACACACAAGACAUUGAAUUGUAUCCCCCCGAUGUCUGAGACAGGACUAAACACAAAUGGCACGCUCCCAAGCUUGAAAGGACGUAAACAGACACUUUCAACUAAAUCACCAUUUCAUCCAAUAAAAUCUCAAAUCUUCUGUUUUUUUAUUUGUUUUUGUUUUUUUACCACUUCAAUCUUCUGGGAGGAAAGAAAUAUCCAGGAUCCUCUUGCUGAAUCCUACAGGCUUAUUGUAUGUAUUUUAUAGAUCUUUAUGGAGGAAAUACCUAAAAACAUUUUGGUAGAUGAAAACAAAACGUUAAACUCUUAGGUAGUUUUUUUGUUUUUGUUUGUUUAUCCUUUUCUUUCAUUUUUAGUGUAACGCUUUCUGUAAAGGAGCGGAAGGUUCUAAUCCGGCUGCGUAUUAUCACAGUAUGUUCCACACACACUCACAUUCAGCACACAGGUCUACACACAGGGUUUGUCCUGGCUGGAUAUUAUAGUGUUAUCGGUUCAAAAAAGAAUGUAGCAUCAUCUUCUACAAGGAACUACAAGCUACACAAUAGUCCCCGGAAUACCAGUGGAAAGAAACCCUGCUGCAACCUUAGCUUUCAUACACACACACACACACA